Carassius carassius (crucian carp) is the source of this 4065-nucleotide messenger RNA. RefSeq names its product potassium/sodium hyperpolarization-activated cyclic nucleotide-gated channel 2-like. The record is from RefSeq and is a predicted model, not a curated record. The transcript has 8 exons. Gene Ontology annotation, molecular function: voltage-gated potassium channel activity. The coding region runs from base 231 to 3482 and encodes 1083 amino acids. Gene Ontology annotation, biological process: transmembrane transport; potassium ion transport. Gene Ontology annotation, cellular component: membrane. NCBI's taxonomy places the organism in Eukaryota, Metazoa, Chordata, Actinopteri, Cypriniformes, Cyprinidae.
AUGUACUUGAAACUUGAAUUGUAUGGCCUACUUGAAUUGAAAUGGAAGAUGCAUGCGCUCCCGGAGUGACCCAACAAACAGUUAAUAAACUAUAAGAGCUGUUUCAUUUUGUUGGCAAAGAAAUCACUUCUCUCUCUCUCUCUCUCUCUCUCUCUCUCUCUUACCCAUCAUCCGUGCUGAUUGGUUUCCCGCAAAGAUAAUUACAGGCCAAAUCUGAUCCGGUGAAUGACAUGGACCGGAAUGAGCUCUCGCCCGGCUCGGAUGUUGUCACGAUGAAGAAAGCGGCCCAAAAGAGCGCGCACGCGUACCACUGCACCGGGAACAGCACCCCCAAGAGUUGCCUGGAGUUCAACUCGGAUGCCGCCGGUUCGAACCUGAAACCCAAUCACGUCGCCACGGAGGGGACGGACGACACGGAGAAGGAAUCCAAGUUUCAGCAUCCGCGGCUGAGGAGAGCUGGAGGAGCGAGCAGCGUUCAGAUUAAGAGCUGCACACCGGGAGGAGGAGGAGGAGGAGGCGCGUCCAGGAGCUCCGCUUCCACUGAUGUGCGCCCGGGUGAUGCUGAUGCUGCUGCUGCUUCUGGGGGUCGCCACGACACUGUUAAGGGCGGAGGAGGAGGAGGCAAAGCGUCUACUGUAGUGGCCACAGUGACGGUAGAGGCUUGUAAUGCUGCCGAGGGUGACGGGAAACCUUCAGCACCGCUUCCCAGCAUGAAAUGCAACAAGAACGGGGGGUGCAGGCGGGUCUCCGGCACCGGGAGCCUCCGGUCCAUCAUGUCCAAGCCGGACGGGAGCAAGCGGGCAGCGUGCAAUUCAAUGACCAGCAUGGACGCGACCAGCACGCAGGGGCAAGACGCCUCGAACCCCGGGAUCCCGGAGAAGAAGGAUUCCAAAGUGUCCUUUUCCAACGCCUCCAGUCGGAAAGCCUCGUCCUCCAUCUUCGGCGCGCAGCAGCAGCCCCGGAACUCGGUGACCUUCCUCAAAUCUGAGGAUGGAGCUCAGGAGGACGGCGAGACCCGGGGCAGCCAAGCGAGUUUCAUGCAGCGGCAGUUCAGUAGCAUGUUGCAGCCCGGGGUCAAUAAAUUCUCCCUGCGCAUGUACGGGAGCCAGAAGGAGGUGGAGAAGGAGCAGGAGCGCGUGAAAUCGGCGGGUAACUGGAUCAUUCACCCCUACAGCGACUUCAGGUUCUACUGGGAUUUCACCAUGCUUCUCUUCAUGGUGGGCAACCUGAUCAUUAUUCCCGUCGGCAUCACCUUCUUCAAAGAGGAGACGUCCACGCCAUGGAUCCUCUUCAACGUGGUCUCUGACACCUUCUUCCUCAUGGACCUGGUGCUCAACUUCCGCACAGGCAUCAUUAUAGAGGACAAUUCCAACAUCAUCCUGGACCCUAAGUCCAUCAAGAAGAAGUACCUGAAGACCUGGUUUAUUGUGGACUUUGUCUCGUCCAUUCCGGUGGAUUAUAUCUUCCUGAUAGUGGAGCAGGGCAUAGACUCGGAGGUGUAUAAGACGGCUCGAGCGCUGAGGAUUGUGCGUUUCACUAAAAUCCUGAGCUUGCUGAGGCUGCUGCGUCUCUCUCGUCUUAUCCGCUACAUUCAUCAGUGGGAAGAGAUCUUCCACAUGACGUAUGACCUGGCGAGCGCAGUGAUGCGGAUUAUUAACCUGAUAGCGAUGAUGCUGUUGCUGUGUCACUGGGACGGAUGCCUGCAGUUUCUGGUGCCCAUGCUGCAAGAUUUCCCCUCCGACUGCUGGGUCUCCCUCAACAAGAUGGUGAACGACACGUGGAGUGAACUGUACUCAUUUGCCGUGUUUAAAGCCAUGAGUCACAUGUUGUGCAUAGGUUACGGUCGUCAAGCUCCAGAGAGUCUCUCUGAUAUCUGGUUGACGAUGCUCAGCAUGAUCGUCGGUGCCACCUGCUACGCUGUCUUCAUCGGACACGCCACGGCCCUCAUCCAAUCACUGGACUCCUCACGACGCCAGUACCAGGAGAAGUACAAACAAGUGGAGCAGUACAUGUCCUUCCACAAACUUCCAGCAGAUUUCCGACAGAAAAUCCACGAUUACUAUGAGCAUCGUUACCAGGGUAAGAUGUUUGAUGAAGAAAGCAUCCUAGAGGAGCUGAACGAGCCGCUCAGAGAGGAAAUCGUGAACUUCAACUGCCGGAAGCUGGUGGCCUCCAUGCCCCUGUUCGCCAACGCCGAACCCAACUUUGUGACAGCCAUGCUGACGAAACUCCGUUUCGAGGUCUUCCAGCCAGGCGAUUAUAUCGUCCGUGAGGGGACCAUUGGCAAGAAGAUGUACUUCAUCCAGCACGGCGUGGUGAACGUGAUCACCAAAGGAACAGUUGGCUUGAAACUUUCCGACGGCUCCUACUUCGGAGAGAUCUGUCUGCUGACGCGAGGCCGUCGUACAGCGAGUGUGAGAGCGGAGACCUACUGUCGUCUGUAUUCGCUCUCCGUGGACAAUUUUAAUGAGGUUUUGGAGGAGUAUCCCAUGAUGAGGAGGGCCUUUGAGACUGUGGCCAUUGACCGACUGGACCGCUUGGGAAAAAAGAAUUCCAUCCUAAUGAACAAAGUGCAGCACGACUUAAACUCCGGCAUCUUAAACAACCAUGAGAACGAGAUGAUCCAAGAGAUCGUGAAGUACGAUCGCGAGAUGGUGAAGCUGAUUGACCUGCAGCGCCCACGCGCCAUGUCUAUGACGGCCUCCAUCCCCGGCGGGUUCUUUGCUCCACCUGGCCAGUCUCAGGGCGGCAGCUCUGCCAUCGCUUCUCUACAGCAGGCAGUGGCGAUGAGCUUCUGUCCCCAGUUUGGUCCGAUGGUGGGUCCCAGCACCAUGCAGUCACCCAGGAUGGUCCGACGUUUCCAGGUAGUGCAAAACAUUGCUAGCCCGGUGACGGUUUCUCCACAACAGUCUCAGUCGGCACUUGCCGCACUCGCCGGUGGCACUAUGGCCAGUCUGCCGGUUCAAAGCCCGCUAGCGGCAGUGGGUGGCCGAACUUUCCAGUACGGGAGCGGACCAAUGGGCACAUGCUCCGGAUCUCAACUGUCCCUCAUCCAGCAACAGCACCUCCCCAGUCCCACACGGCCCAAAGGAACCCAACCAUUGCAACAAACAGGGAGCCUGACACAGGAUGCCAGAACCCUGUCAGCUUCCCAACCCUCCCUGCCACAAGAUGGCGCACCACCCGUCGCACCCAGCCCACCACCGUCGACCCGUGUCUCCUCAAUGUCGAUCGGCCCAACUCAAGCACCCCAUCCUGCCAUCCCGGGGCCUUCUGGGGUCCGAAGUGCAGUGCUUCAGAGAAUGGCGCUCCCCCACCAAGCCUCAGCAGCCGCAGUUGGGAAUUACCCAUCCACGCCGGCCCCUUCAGGCACUCCACCCACCGUAGUGGGACCAGACUCGGCUAUACGCAAGAAAGAUUCCAUAGUCAGCCUUCCCGAGACGGACUUCCCAGCCAGAUCCCGGCUAUCGUCCAACCUCUGACAAGAACUCUGAGACUCUUUGCGAUACUUUUUGUGAGUCACAGUUCGUUCUUUUUGCUCGAGUCCCGUGCUUGUAGGGUGGCUUUUCAUAGGAAACAAAGGGAGGGUGUUCAGACAGACUUAAGGUGUGGUCACAUUUACUGAAAUAUUGCCUGACGAAAAUCAUUCCAGUAGGAAUCCUCGCAAACGUGGGUUUCACGUUGGCAAAUAUCGCUAAUGUGACCUCACCUUUAACGCUAAUAGAUUUAACGUCUCUGCUAAGAAUUGAUUCACGAGGUUGGAUGCCUCGCUAGUGUAGCUAGUGCCGCCCCUGUACAGCUUCUGAUGCCUCUUAAUAUAUUUGUCUUUAUUGUCUCGAGUGAAAGGGAGAAAUCCUGUCGUGUGUUACGUGGUGUUUUCCGUAGAGUUCAUACAAUGCAAUCGGGCGAUUAGAAAAUCAGGGACUUGCAAGAGAUGACAAUGAUCUGACACUUUGCAAAAGUGUUUUGGAACGUCUUCAUUCUUUCUGUAUAAGCUCUACUCGUAGCAAUCUAAUUAUCAGUCUUUCAUUUUGUUGUAAAAUAUAGCAAAAAAAAAAAAUAUAU